Messenger RNA from Exophiala dermatitidis NIH/UT8656, 1728 nucleotides. RefSeq lists its product as uncharacterized. The record is from RefSeq and is a predicted model, not a curated record. NCBI's taxonomy places the organism in Eukaryota, Fungi, Ascomycota, Eurotiomycetes, Chaetothyriales, Herpotrichiellaceae. The transcript has 2 exons. The coding region runs from base 479 to 1471 and encodes 330 amino acids.
UACAUCACUAUUGAUUUUGCCACAGGCACUCUUGCAAGAAAAGGUAAGCGAUCGCUCGAGUUGGGGACAUUGACAAACCUGGGCUGAACCCCUGCCAAAACACGUGAAACAAAAUAUCUGACAUUGGCUGCCUCAAUGUCGAAACACCCGCCCGGGACCUGCACCAUCCGCUCAGAAUACUUUCACUUUUACUAUAUUUUUCAUCCUUCCAAGACUUUAUAUUCACUUUGUCAAGGCCGAAUUUUCUCUCUCUCCUCCACUCAGUACUCACCUGUGUCAUUCCUUUGCCCCUUUUGCUUCUGCAUUUUCAGCCUUCGUUCUCAAUCACUACCGCUGGUCGGGCAUUGUUUGUUAGUCUUGCAAGUCUUUUCUCUGUCAGUCAUAUAUCUAGCCAUAUAUUGCCAUUUGCCCUCGGCAAGAAGCCAAGACACCUCAUCAGCUCCUCAUCCAAAGCUAAACGCAACAAUCCAACAACAACAUGAUUCUCAAGACUAGCGCCCUUGCUCUGCUCGUGGCGGGCUCAGCUUCCGCCGCCGCUCUUAAGCCCGCGGGACAUGGCCACGUCACUGUGAAACAGUACAGCAGCCAAACACGAACAGAAACAGUGAUUCUUCAGGACGAGGCCGACUUUGGACUGUGUCUCCCAACGAUGAAAUUUGUGACGGUGAAGUAUGAAGGUGGCAUGGGAGGCCGAGCCGUAACGGAUUCUGUUUUCCUGCCUGCCGAUUCCCUUUGCGCCGAGGGUCAAGCAGGGGCGUCGAACCCGAACAUCAUCACAAACCGCAUCUGCGACAACCUCAGCAGCAUGUGCGGCGCCAAUGCCGCAGCCCAGACUCUCUGCCGAUCGGCACAAGCCAAGAUCCGCGCCCUGGGCACCAGCGAAAAAUCCACCGCGGACACUUGGAACACGUUGCUCGGCUUCGGCGGCGCUGCUGAACCUGAGGCCGUAUCCGAAUUUGCAUCUACCGGAACAACAACGGAACUGCACGACCUCAAACGACGAGACGUGCCGUUCGUCCCUUGUUCCGCCAGCCAGUGGAUCGACGACUGUACCGGCUGGACUGGUUCCGAACAGACCGAGCCCUCGACCGACACCCAGACCGAUACCGACGCUGACACCGUGGCCAAGCGUCAACUUGGUGCUGCUGCUGCUGGGUUCCCCACCGACAUCCCCACUGAAGACAGUGGUGUAACUGAGGCCACUGCUGGUGCUAUAAAUCAUAAACAAAGAGCAGACGCCGUCUCCCUCAUCAGCAAACGGUCGUUUGACGACGGCGGCGACGAGGAGGAGGAUGACGGUGGCGACGACGGUGAAGGUGAGAAUGAGGACGAGGGUGAGGACGAGGGCGAAACUGAUUCCGCAGUGGUCAAGAGGGACAUUGUCUCUGACGAGGCACUGGAGAAGAGACAGGUCGACUUCAUCGAAUGUUCUGCCACCCAGUGGAUCGACGACUGUACUGGGUGGUCUUGAGUAAAUUAGUUCAAAGCAACGCUGGCGAAUGCCUCUAUGCGUGCAUGCGUGCGAUGCGAUGCAGUUGGACAGAAUAGAUGGGCAGUCUCUGGCAGUCUGGCAGAUUCAAACAAUGUAUUGUGAUUUAUAUAUGUGAGAGCAGAUAUUUUUAGGAAUUGUUGUUUCCUUUUUAUUCUGGCAUUAUAACGACAGAUAACUACUGUACCUAGGUAUAUACCUGCCUAACUAAGUACUUACAUAUUUGUGUAUACAGCGCA